AUGGAGAAUUACGGACAGCAGACCGAAGUGGCUUCCGCACUGUUCAAUAACAACCACAUCAAACAGAAUUACAAUAAUGGGUGCAAAAACGAUUACUGCUACCUCGUCGACGACUGCGCCAAGCACAAAGGAGUUAUGGAGUAUAACAGCAUAGUGGACGACAAAUCGAAUUAUCCUUUGAAACAGGAAACGGAAGGCACCCAGAACUUCCACACGCCGUUUUCGGUUAAGGACAUUUUAAACUCGACGAAUUACAGCUACGAAAGGACCGAUUUGUGGAAAUGCCACGAGAGGGACCGAAGACUUGACCACGAACAAGCUUUCCACCAGAAUACGUACAGCGCUCAGGAGUACUACAACCCGAUGUACCCCAACAUGCCGGUACACAGCAACGUAGAAUAUUGGAAUCAGGAUGCGCACGAUCAUAAAUUCGACGAAUAUUAUAACUACAAUCCGUAUUGCCAUAAUUGGUAUCAUCAGAACUAUGAAUACGACACGGGUACUUAUGGAUUAGUGGAGGCUCCGACGAAGGCUGAAGAGAGAGAGUCGCAUAUAGCGACGCCGCCGCCAUCAGAACCCAAAACUAGUGCCGACAAAAGUCAUUACCGCGUUCUGGAGGAAGAAAAACCUGCUGCGUCGACGAGAAAAAAAACGCCCGCGGAUGCCAAGCCUGAUAGAAAAGAACGAAGCCUGAAGCGUAAACCCAGGAUCCUCUUCUCGCAAACCCAAGUUCACGCCCUGGAGGUCCGUUUUAGAAUUCAAAAAUACCUCACUGCUCCUGAAAGAGAACAACUUGCCGUCUCGCUGAACCUGUCGCCUACCCAAGUCAAAAUCUGGUUUCAAAAUCGAAGAUACAAAAGUAAGAGAAUCAAAUCCCCCGAAGUCACGACGUCCACCGACACGAGACCCGGCAAGGUGUUCGGAGUCAGGAAAUUGUUUAAGCCCGAAAAGAAAGACGACGUGCCAAGCCAGAAUGGUUACGAAGACAAAAGCGCUACAACUGCUGAAAGACUGUUCAGUCUAAACCCGAAUAACGUGACUUCAAUUGUUUAUUUCGAUGAAAAUCUAAACUAUGAUAGCAACGGUAAUGACGUCACUGGUGUUAUUGAGGAUAAAUAUGAUAAUUUAGAUGUAUGUAACACUGAAAUAUCGAGUCUGUAUGAAACCAACCUGAGUACCGGUAGCCAAAAAUACGAAUCUGAUGUUAAAAAGUAUUUCACUAUGAACUAUUCUUGUUGA
Molecule: messenger RNA, 1239 nt
Organism: Bombyx mandarina (wild silkworm)
Lineage: Eukaryota; Metazoa; Arthropoda; Insecta; Lepidoptera; Bombycidae
Product: homeobox protein Nkx-2.3-like
Source: RefSeq, a predicted model, not a curated record